CGCCUACGGAACGAUAUGUCAAUCGCACCGUUCACUUUAUUCGGGCUGCAGCGAAUGUUUCGAGCAGUCGUCUCAUUUUUCAAACGAAAUAUCUCUUCUCACUAUCUUCUCACUAUGUAGCGACAGCGGAAGCCGAUUUCGAGCAGUUUUGUUUCUCACGCCACAAACGCCAGAUUACGGAUAAACGAGGUUUCGCUGUAAAUAUCAAAGAAAGUGUACCCUUGUUUGCUGCCGUGCGCCACCAAAAUUUUCCACAUUGUAUGACGGAUCGAAGUGUUUUAACGCGUUACCGAGUGCGAACACAUACCGCAGUGCUGGACGCAUUUAAUUCUAGAAGUGUUGUGAGCGUAUAGUGCCGUGCGCUAUGGGCGAUAUUCUGUGGCCAGCAGCGAUGAACGAACCGUCGACGUCGCAACCGCAAGGUCCGCGGUUAACCGAAAAUGACCAACUGUUCGAUGACCUGCUGGAAAACAUUGUGUACGUAGGUAACCUGCCGCAAACCAUCAUGCUGACCGACCUGAUAGAGCUGUUCAAGUAUGCCGGCCGGAUCGAACGCGUUGCCUGGUACGGUGAGCAUCGCACCGACAUCAACACGAAGGUUGCAUUCGUACGCUUUCGACACUCGCGGCACGCGAAGGAAGCGGCCAAAUGGGACCGGAUACGCUACCACGAUUCGAUACUGAUCGUGAUGCAGAUAUUCAAGGACCAAUGGUUCGACAUGAGCGUAUCGAUAAUGGUGCGAAACAUACGUGACGACACAACCGACUGGCAGCUGUAUGAAGCGUUUCGACGAUUCGGUAAAAUAUACGGCAUACUGAUCCCGACGCACGGUACCGCGUACGUGGGCUUCUACUACGAGGCGGAAACGCAAUGCGCCCUGGAAAUGAACAACAACAUGUUCAACGGUAACAGAAUGCGGGUAGAAAUGUUACGGCGGAACCUGCCCCUGCAACAGAUUGAUAUUUUCGAUAUGUCCCGGAACGAGGUCCGGCUGCUGCGCGACAUGCUGCUGGAGGUGGACGAAAAGCUGGAACAGUUCUACUCGGCGUACGACGAAGCGUUCAAUUACUCCUCGAAAGAUUACCGCCGGUGGAAGCGAAAGCGGCGCCGUGUGACACCGCUGCUGAGCGAUUCCAGCUCAUCGUCCGAAAGCAGUUCGUCCAGCGUGUCCGAAUUGUCGAAUCGCAGUGCGAACGAGGUGCGCCGGAUUCUGUGCGGCUCGAACGAGGAGAACCGCUGCCUAGGCAUCUUCGGCAUGAACCCGGAUACGACGGAAAAAACGUUGAUGAAGCUGUUCUCCCGCUACGGACACGUGAAGGACAUCAAGCUCAUAUACGACGGCAAAACGAACGUAUCCCGUGGAUACUCGUUCAUCUAUUUUAAGCAUGCCAGCGAUGCCCGGCGAGCGCAACGGAAACUCAACGGUACAAUGCUCGAAGGGCGCAAGGUGCGGGUCGAUUUCAGUCGUAGCAAACCGCAUGAACCGCGGGCCGACCGUCGCAAACGAGUCUCGCCUACUGCGACCGCCGCAACCGCUGCCUCGACCAGUGCCGAUCGCUGCUGUCAUCGUCGGCACGGCAGCACUCAUCACAAGAAGCGCAAAAAGCGACGGGUUUGCUACUCCUCUUCCGAUUCGGAGUAGGACGCGCGGCGUGAUCGAAGCGCUACCACACGGACGGAGCAGAAAAGCAAGUCAGCAAGCAUGGAAUCGAUGUGAGGUUCGACUGUGGUCACUUUUUUUUAGUGCUAGUGCAAAAAGCGAAAAAACCAGCAUCAACCGCCUGGAGGGGGUUGCUAUCCUAACGCAAAGGCCACCCACCAUUUUGUUAUUCUUAAGUUGAAAACUUUUUUUUUUCUUACUUUUUAGGCGUGAUGUCAUGAAGUCAAAGAAACCUACCAUUAUGGAGGAAAAAGGUUGCACUAUCAAAUAAUAGAUCGCGCGUCUCAUGAUCAAUUCUUCAUUUCUUUCAACAAAUUUCUCAAGAUGUCAGACAUAUGAACAGCUUCAAACAAACGAUCCUCACGGUCAGUUGCAAACACUUCAACGUCAAGUCAAACGCACGUGAACGAACACAAAAAUGACGGAACAGAACAGCUUCUAUCAAGAGCGCGCACGCGACGUUAUGAGACCGCUACGGUACACAAACAUUUGCUGUAUCCGUAUAUAACCGUACAUACUAUUGUUUUUAUUCGUUGUUUGUCAUUUAGUUAAACAUUGAAAUUACAUUUAUUCCUUUUGAUCGUUUGUGUAACACCUUCCAGUUACAAAUCUAUAAACUUUUCCCUCUUGGCUACGAAUUCAAUUAUCAAUCAAACAGCAAAACUUAAAAAAUAUUUUUGUUUAAACCGAGCCGCAUGUUAGCAAAUGAACUAUAUUCAGCCGUGCCGUCGCGGAACUCGGAAUAAUGAGAGGAUAACUUUAUGUAUGUACAUGGAAUAUAUAUAUAAUGUGUAAAAAUCCGCGGAAAUCGAUUAAAAGAAAGGGAAGAAAAACAAGUAACAAGACGUUAAAUUUCUGUUUCGAAACGAUUAGUGUACCGGUGGCGCAAGGACAACGGUUGGCACUGUAAAACCAGAGGAACAGUCUGUGUGAUGAAUCGUGAUUAAAACGAACGCCCCAAAUUUAGCGUUAACAUAGAGACUGGUGGGAUAAGUUUUGUUUUUUUCACUGUAAAUGAUAGGAGAGAGAAAGAGAGAGAGAUAAAGGAGGACAAAAAGGGAGAAAUUUAUAAACAAACACACAAAAAAUCGAAAACUCAUAACUGUGUGGGGAUAGUACAUCCUUCGAAGCUUUAGGGAUAGUAGUAGAUCAGAGAGACCGGAGGUGGAAUGCUUGCGAGAAAGCAUUUGUUAUGUACAUUUGGUUGUUGGAAGCCCGCGCGAAUGAUCGUAAAAAUCAUUUAUUGGUUUGUUUGUGAUCGCCAAAAGAUGUUAAAGUCCUUUUUUUACUACAUAAGCAGCAGUAGCUGGAUUUAGUUUUAGACGUAGAAUCGAUCACAAUCACGAUCAGCAAACGGGCAGUUCAGGGACUGCCAAAGUGAAAUGAAGAAUACAAAACAAACAGAAACGCACGGAGUAGUGAAGGAUUCUCCGGUCAACGGCCAUCAUGACGAUCGGUCGAUAAAGUGGCGGAACAAAGAAAACAAAAACAAUGAAUAAUAACUGUGGAUUUCGCUGUGUGCAAA
Molecule: messenger RNA, 3185 nt
Organism: Anopheles funestus (African malaria mosquito)
Lineage: Eukaryota; Metazoa; Arthropoda; Insecta; Diptera; Culicidae
Product: ELAV-like protein 4
Exons: 2
Coding region: 365-1642 (425 amino acids)
Molecular function (GO): RNA binding
Source: RefSeq, a predicted model, not a curated record